AUGAUUCCAUCCUUAGGACAAAGUAAAACUCCUACAAUCUACAAAGUGAUCUACAAGACUAUUGAUGAAAGGAUCGAAAAGAGAGCCAAGAACGCAACAGAAGGUGCUCAGCCUCAAGAACCAACGGACUUCAUAGAUCUCUUCCUAGACGCUAGAGCUGAGGAGGACUUCAACAAUAGUAUGGAGUUCUCAAAAUCUGGAAUGCAGUUUUCAAAACAUCUCACCCGGGACGAAAUCGCUGCUCAGUGUUUCGUGUUCCUCUUAGGAGGGUUCGACACUACUGCCACUUCACUGGCAAUAGUCAGCUAUUUAUUGGCGAAAAAUCCUAAUGCUCAGAAGGUUCUUCAAGAGGAGAUUGAUCAGUGCUGCACCGACGAGUCAAUCAACUACGAAACCAUAGCAAAUAUGAAGUAUCUCGACUCCGUCAUGAAGGAGUCCCUGCGGAUGUAUCCACUCGCCCAAAUAGCUAAUGCGCGUCGCUGUAUGAAAGCGACCACUCUUGGAGGAAUACCCAUUGAAGAAGGAGAAUUCGUGGUUGCUGAUACCAUGUCUCUUCAUUACGACAAAGAAAUCUGGGGAAACGACGCCGACGUAUUUCGACCAGAAAGGUGGAUGGAGUCGUCAGGAAGGCCACUAGCGGCGUUCUUGGCUUUCGGACUUGGUCCAAGGCAAUGUAUCGGGAUGCGACUCGCUCACAUGGAGGAGAAACUCUUACUCGCACACCUUCUCAAACGAUACAAUCUCGUUGCGACCGAAGAUACUGAGGAGAACAUAGCUCUCAGAGGUUCGAUAACGUUCGCUCCGGAAACAAUCACGGUUCAACUACAAAGAAGAGAACACCCAUGA
Molecule: messenger RNA, 846 nt
Organism: Ostertagia ostertagi
Lineage: Eukaryota; Metazoa; Nematoda; Chromadorea; Rhabditida; Trichostrongylidae
Source: the annotation of a GenBank genome assembly